Messenger RNA from Portunus trituberculatus (swimming crab), 3848 nucleotides. RefSeq names its product facilitated trehalose transporter Tret1-like. Gene Ontology annotation, cellular component: membrane. Gene Ontology annotation, molecular function: sugar transmembrane transporter activity. NCBI's taxonomy places the organism in Eukaryota, Metazoa, Arthropoda, Malacostraca, Decapoda, Portunidae. Gene Ontology annotation, biological process: carbohydrate transport; transmembrane transport. The coding region runs from base 268 to 1689 and encodes 473 amino acids. The record is from RefSeq and is a predicted model, not a curated record. The transcript has 10 exons.
CGUAGUAGUAAGUGGUGUUGCGGGAGCUGGGGGGCAGUGACGAGAGGUGGGGACGCUGGGUAAACUCUUGAAUCACUCGACGGAUGUGGUCCCUAGCGAGUAGACGGCGGACAGCGCAGACCACCAUCCCUCAAGUCAAAACGUUGUGCUGUCACUCUCACCCAACCAACAAGCCAACCAACAAGCGCAAGACUGAACUGCCGUGUGUGGUGAGAUCAAGGAAGAAAUAACAAAGUUUGUGAAUCCAGUACAAAACACAACGAAACCAUGACUGUAACCGAGAAUGAAUUGUCGGAGGUGAAGCCGGCGCGCCUCAUCCAGUACCUCACGGCUCUCUCAGUGACGAUGGGAGCCUUGAGUUUUGGUACAAGCAUCGGCUUCACGUCCCCUGCCGUUCCGUUGAUGAACGAAACCCUCACCAGUGAAGAGGAUACGAUGUGGUUCAAUUCCAUCAUCAACCUAGGUGCCAUGGCAGGCGGCCCGAUGGGUGGUCUGCUCAUCAACGUGAUCGGCAGGAAGGGCGCCAUGCUGGGCUCCGUGUUCCUCACCCUGUCGGCGUGGCUCCUCAUCAUCUUUGGGAAGAACUUCGCCUCGCUCCUCAGUGGACGCAUCAUUGGGGGCUUGUUUAUGGGCAUGACUAGCCUUGUGGUGCCCACCUACAUCGGGGAGAUGGCCUCAGUUGAUAUUAGAGGAGCGCUGGGGUCUGGCUUCCAGCUGAUGGUCGUGGUUGGAAUCCUGUACGCGUAUCUAUUCGGAGCAGUGAUCGACAAUUGGCGGCUGCUAGCGGUGGUGUGUGCCAUCCCCUCGGUCAUCUACGGACUACUGGCCUUCUUCGUCAAGGAAUCGCCGACCUACCUCCUCACGAGGGGCAAGGAAAAGGAAGCCAGGCAGGCGCUGCAGGCACUCCGAGGCAAGGAAUACAACAUCGAAUCGGAGUUCAAGAGGCUUUGUGAGACGCAGGAGGCGUUGACCCGCAACCAUAUGACGUGGCGGGACCUCAAGCAGCCCCAUAUCCUCAAGCCCGUCGUUAUCUGUCUGAUGGUCAUGGUCUUCCAGCAGUCGUCGGGUGUCAACGCCGUGCUCUUCAACCUGGGAACGAUCUUUAAGGAGGCAGGCGUCGGCAUGGCUGAGAACAUCAGCGCCAUCGUCGUGGGCACGGUGCAGGUGGUGGCCACAGGCAUCGCCGCGCCACUGCUGGACCGCGCCGGCAGGAAGAUUCUCCUCACGGGUUCUGCUGCAGUCAUGGCACUCUCGCACAUUGCCCUGGGCGUGUUCUUUUACCUAAAGGAAGAAGGCGAGGCCCCGGGAUGGCUGCCCCUCACCUCGCUCAUGCUGUUCAUUGCCGCCUUCUCUCUGGGCUACGGCCCCAUCCCCUGGGUUCUCAUGGGUGAGAUGUUUUCCCUGGAGGUGCGCGCCCCGGCCAGCGGUCUCGCUACGCUCACCAACUGGAGUGUAUCCUUCAUCGUCACUCUUGCGUACGAUCCCAUGAAGGUGGCAAUGCACGAGUACGGCGCCUUUUGGUUCUUCGGGGGAGUGUGCACGCUCAGCACGCUAUUUUGUAUCUUUGUGGUGCCGGAAACGAAAGGAAAGACAGUGCAGGAGAUUUCCGCGUACUUCGGUGGACCACCGGUGACUCAGGCCGAGGAUAAGCCCUCAAACAAGCAGGGAAAGGCGGAGGAGACUGUAUAGCAGCCUCUGUUCCAUUAGUGUUACCACCGUCAUUCUCGCCAACCGUCCCCUCUUGCUGCGUAUGGUCCUUCACUCUUGGGACACUCGCGAGCUGAGGAUUCAUCAUCGUCUCAUCCAUGUGUUGCAGCUUUUUUGUUUGUUUUAUUUUAUUCUUAUUUUUCUAAUAGUGUCUCAUCACCGCCGUCUCAUGGUUUCCACAUCUUAUUGUGAAAUUUUCAUAAAUUUUGUUAAUGUACAUAUUAAGCUUUUAUUAUUAUUAUUAUUAUUAUUAUUAUUAUUAUUAUUAUUAUUAUUAUUAUUACCUUUGUUAUGUUCGACGUUCAAAUUUGAACUUGGUGAACUAAAUCUCGCACAUAUGGUAACUAUAUACUCAAGUUUCAUUAUUAUUAUAAUUUUUUUUUCAUGUGUGCUGUAAAUGGGCAAUCUCUCUCUCUCUCUCUCUCUCUCUCUCUCUCUCUCUCUCUCUCUGAUUUUUAGAAUUGUUUUCACAAGUUUAGUAUAAGUAUCAAUGAACUUACAGUUUAAGUGGGCUUUUUUUUAAUAUUUUGUUGCCCUUGGUGAGCUUCCCUCUUGCAUAAAAAAUAGAGAAAAAAAAAAAAAAAAACAGGACCUUAUUCCGCUGAUUUCAUGUGAGUUACACCGAAGCACGUGUUCGGUCUGAAUGAGGCCCACUGAAGCAACAGGAAGCCAACAAUACCAGAGACGCCGCCGUCUGUUGUUUGAACGGAUGUUGCCAAUGGUACAGUUACUAUUUGAUUUGUGUUAUGCUGCUCGUGCCGCAAGCUCCUCAUCGGUGCUUUACUGGUAUGUAAGCUCAUCUUACCUUGCACUGUUCUUAGUUUCAAUAUCGGUAGUCAUUUUGCCUCACACACAAAGAAAAGUAGUUUGAUAUUCUACAGUGGUACCGCCAUCUGGGAUGUUUUCCUACUAUUAAAAGUCUUAUGGUUGUGAAGGGUGUUCAUUAACUUAUUUUGGACGAAAAGCAGCAUUAACAAUCUUGAAAGUAUUGAGAAAUGUUUUUAGUUAAGCGGAGUACUAUUUUUGUUAAGAAUGUGUUUAUCGCUGCACCAAAAUUUUCCGGGUUGGACUCGUAAAGGAUCGUUGGUAUUGUUGUUCCUGGGUAUGCCAGUUCAAGGGUUAGACUAGGCUAGGCUAGGUUGAUAUACCUGAGAGGGGGCAAGGUUAGGUCACGAUCUUUUGUUCGGGGCGGGUUUCCUGGGGGUGCAGCCCCAUGUUAGGUUAGAUUAGGUUGUCGAGACGGGUACCCCAGUCUUGUAUUUCUGGACUCUGCCCCAAUGUAGAGGUUCCUCCAGUGUUCUCCUUAGCGUUUGCAACUCUUCCAUGCAGCUGAUUUGACGUCGUGUAUAUUAUGAAGCCACACUAUUGCUCAACAAGUGAAAGAGGGAGAAAAUAGGUAAUAAAUGGAGGAAAUGGGAUUAAAACAGGAAAUAGAGCCAUGUCCUCCUAUUCCCUUAUUCAUUACCAUAUUCUCCUAUUACCGUAUUUGUUAUAAUUUUCAUUGCCAUGUCCUUUAUUCCCUUAUUUGUUAUCCAUUUUUUUCUAUCUGGUCUUUUAUUAUAUCCUCAUUCCUUAUUCAUUAUCAUAUCUUCAUUCCCAUUUCUUCCUAUUCCUUUAUUUCUUAUCCAUUUUUCAUUCUCUUUCCAUUUUCUCUUUAUCCUGUUUUAUUUCCAUUUCCUUCAAUUAUUAUCCAUUUUUCUUUCUAUCCUGUUUUAAUCCCAUUUCCUCAUUUUGUUAUUUCCUUUCUCCCUCUUUCCUUAUUGACCAAUAGCAUGGCUUCGUAUAUAUACAUAAUGUCAACUCAGCUGGAUGAAAGAGCUGCAACAGGGCUGCUGAGAAAUUAGGAGAGCUGGAGGAAUGUCUAUAUUAGGACAGUGCCGAUUUCUAUUUAUGGAAGAUUUGGCCUCCACCACCCAUAGCAUUUGCUUCACACAGUCUUCAUUUCUCAGCCUUUUGACUCUAAGCAUGUUUUCCUCUCCAUCCAUUCAUAGAAAGAUCAGUAAAAAUAAAUACAUAUAUAGGUAAAUUACAAACAUAAUCAAGCUUUCACUUUAAUGUAAAAAUGCAAAUUUGUACAUAAGUUUUCUUAAAAGAAUGUAAUAAUCUGUGCACUCCAAAUAUACUGUACACCUGAGAGGAAA